This is a messenger RNA of Haemonchus placei, 360 nucleotides long. The record is from the annotation of a GenBank genome assembly. Lineage: Eukaryota; Metazoa; Nematoda; Chromadorea; Rhabditida; Trichostrongylidae.
GCCCUUGACCUCAGUGGUUUACAUGAUUACAUUCGCUUCUUAUCUCGGCUGUACUGGCUGGUGCAUCGAUGUAAUCUCAAAAAUGAUAUGACAGACGAGGUCAGAGAUGUUUUUCUCGAUAAACACAAUGAGUAUCAGUCUCAAGUUGCAAAAGGUCUUGCUAAAGACAGGCAAGGUGGUACUACUCCAACGGCUGGAAAAAUGGCGAGAGCGAGUUACGAUUGCAAACUUGAAGAAAGUAUGAUGAAAUGGCUGAAUAAAUGCAUAUUUCGAGACUCUAAGAGCGGAAACGGAGAGAACAUCUGGCUGUCUACUAACACUCGUUUGAACAAAACUCACGCCGCAGCAAUGGUGAGAUGA